Molecule: messenger RNA, 1474 nt
Organism: Nelumbo nucifera (sacred lotus)
Lineage: Eukaryota; Viridiplantae; Streptophyta; Magnoliopsida; Proteales; Nelumbonaceae
Source: RefSeq, a predicted model, not a curated record
AUAAUCAAAAUACAGGGUUUCCCGUGAAAUUUUGUUAUUCAGAGACUUCCCUUCGUCGUCAGAGCUCAGACUCCAGGCCUCAUACGACUGGGCAACUCGAAGCCAUCGAGAAAGGAGGAAGAGACUAUACGAGGGACUAGGAAGAGAGAGAGAGAAGAGGGAUCAAUUAGGGAAUCUAGUCAUGAAUUCCUUAUUAUCACUCUCGUCUCUGUAAAUUUAACUCCAACCUAAAGUCCAUGGCUGAUCAUAAGGAGUCCUCUCCUCUCAUUGCUCCUUCUCCGAUCACCGAACCAGGCGAGAUCGACCUCGAAGCAGGACCAGGAGAACAAAUUCAAUGCAGAAUCUGUCUAGAAACAGACGCAGGCAGGGAUUUUAUUGCUCCUUGCAAGUGCAAAGGAACUUCAAAGUACGUUCAUCGUGAAUGUUUGGAUCAUUGGCGAGCCGUGAGGGAAGGUUUUGCAUUUGCUCAUUGCACGACCUGCAAGGCCCCUUACCACCUGAGAGUGCAUGCUGUUGCAGAUAGAAAAUGGCGAACCUUGAAGUUUCGCUUCUUUGUGACUAGAGAUAUUUUAUUUAUCUUUGUGGCUGUUCAACUUGUAAUUGCUUCAUUGUCAUAUUUGGUGUAUCUAAUUGAUAGCUGCCAACAAUUUUGGCUUCGCUUGGCUUGGGGGUUUGAAAAUGAACUUAGUUUCUACUAUAUAUGUGGAGCAUUACUAUUUUUUGCCUUACUAGGAUUGUCAGGCUGCUUCAUUACUUGCUAUGAUCGAAGAGUUCGUAAUGAUUUGGCUCAGCCUUGUCGAGAAUUGUGUCUUUGUUGUUGUCAUCCUGGAAUGUGUGCAGACUGCCAUUUACCUGGCACUCUUUGCAUGUGGACUGACUGUACCACAUGUCUUGAAAGUUGUGGAAGUGCAGCAGGUGAAUGUGGUGGUUGCUUAGGAGGUGCUGGCGAAGCAGGGUUGCCAUUAUUAUUUAUUGUGGGUUUAAUUGUGCUGGGACUAUUUACUGUAAUUGGCAUAUUCUACAGUGUUCUAGUGGCUACAAUGGUAGGGCAACGGAUUUGGCAGCGUCAUUAUCACAUACUCGCAAAAAGGAUGCUAACAAAAGAGUACGUUGUGGAGGAUGUUGAUGGUGAGAUGACAGAUUCCAACUGGUCCCCUCCACCCCUCCCACCUGAGCAUGUUCAGCAGUUGAAGACACUUGGUCUUUUGUGAAUCCCGGAUUUUCAUUCUUAACCUAUUACUUGAAAAGCAUGAUUCUAAGAUGAACCGUCUUUUGUGUAAUCUGAUAAUCAGUUUGGUUGUAUUUAUACACAUAAAGAUCAAUAGAUGCUUUGUCUGGUGCUCUUUUAUACCAGGUCUGAUAUCUUAAGCAUAUAUCAAUAAGGAAAAAUGUAACUGUAACUGUUUUCUGUUUUGUAUUUGGUAGCCAGUACUGUAAACAAGUGAUUAUAAAUGAAGCCUUACAAUUGACUCAA